AUGCUUCAACAACAGACGCACGUUAAACCACCAUCAAAGUUCACGCGAGAUGGUUUCUUGAAGAGGCCCUACCGUUGGCAGGCGCAACUGGAGGCGCUUCAAAAGCACUUGCUUGCCGCAAAGCACAAGGAGAAACUUCCACCGAAGCCGCUUCGCUAUCUGGAGCGAAUUGAGAAGCCCUUACCUAGACCACCUACUCCCACUGUUGCGGACUACAAUGUAAGUACUGCAAACCUAUACCUCUCAUCGGCCCUUUCUACUUUUUUUGUUCGAGCUACGAUUCUCGCUACAACAUUUGAACAAAACUUUCUCUAA
This is a messenger RNA of Dibothriocephalus latus, 315 nucleotides long. The record is from the annotation of a GenBank genome assembly. Lineage: Eukaryota; Metazoa; Platyhelminthes; Cestoda; Diphyllobothriidea; Diphyllobothriidae.